Messenger RNA from Ilex paraguariensis (yerba mate), 1206 nucleotides. The record is from the annotation of a GenBank genome assembly. NCBI's taxonomy places the organism in Eukaryota, Viridiplantae, Streptophyta, Magnoliopsida, Aquifoliales, Aquifoliaceae.
UCGACUUCUCUCUCUCUCUCUGCUGUUUAUUGUCUGUCUGGCAAUAAAAUACUCUGAAAAAUAGACAGAGAAGCGAGAGCGUGAAGUGAUCAAGUUCUCGAUCCAUCAUUAGCUGUUGUGGUUGUGCAGAGAGAGGGUUCCGAUGGUGGUGCGAAACGACGUGGCAACGGUUAAUUCGCCGACUGACGAUGAUCAUCGUCAUCAUCAUCAGCAGGCACCGUCGGCUACUCCGUCGAAGCAGGUCAAGGCUUCGCCGAACACCGUUGACUCCAACUCUGUUACCCAAAGAUUGCAGAAAGAGCUAAUGUCUCUCAUGAUGAGCGGAGGGGAUCUUGGAGUAUCUGCCUUUCCUGAAGGAGAGAGUAUCUUUACUUGGAUUGGUACCAUUGAGGGCGGCAAAGGAACUAUGUAUGAGGGUUUAUCUUACAAAAUUUCUUUGCGCUUUCCCCUUGAUUAUCCUUUCAAGCCUCCCCAAGUGAAGUUUGAGACGAUGUGCUUCCAUCCAAAUGUUGACCAGUAUGGGAACAUUUGUUUAGACAUCCUUCAGGACAAGUGGUCUUCAGCUUAUGAUUGCAGAACCAUUCUUUUGUCUAUCCAAAGUCUAUUGGGAGAACCCAAUAUCGAGAGUCCUCUCAACAGCUCUGCUGCUGCACUUUGGAAGAACCAAGAAGAUUACAGGAAAAUGGUAUGCAAGCAUUAUACGGCAGCAGAAGCGUUUGAGAGCUGAUCUCGAAGUCUUAUUGCAAGCAUCUAGGCAAACAUUUUCCAGAUAGGAUGCACAUGCUUCAUAAUGGUCUUAAGACAGAACAGUACUGGGGAAGAGAGGGAGGUUUGGGUGUGAUCUCACUGAUUGGCCGAUCUUCCAAAUUCAUUGGUGAGUCAAUUUUGUGUAUGUAUGAUUUUCUUAUAACUGCAUUCUGUCAAUAUACCUAUUGUUCAGUUGCUAAAUGAAACUUAAAAUAUGGAGUUGUAUCAUUAUGAGUGUUAGUUUUUUCCUUCGAAAAAAUGUUGCCACGUUCAAGCUGAUUUUGCUAAAUCUUGUUUGACGUUUACUUCAUUUUUUAUUAUGUGAAAUGUGAAAAGCGAUUAACAAAAUUGCACUGAAUAACUGUUAAAUGUUGCGAGAUAGGUUGUAUGAGUCGCACCAAGUAUCACUAUAAACGCGCAACAACAAAGAACUAGGGCUUUCGACUAGUGGCAAAGAUG